GAGAGAGUGGGUUUUGAGAGUCAGGAAGUGUUUUUAUCCGCGAAGGAGUUCUUUAAAGGAAAUAUAUUUAACUGUUCUUUAACUUCACCCCGUGUGAGAUACCAGCGGGGAGCCAUUGUUGGCAGAACUUUUAGUGAAGGGCAAUCUCCGAGCUGGAUCAAUCCAGAAGACGCUCUCUGACCAUGUCUAAUCUAAUACCGACGACCAAAAAAGACGAAAAGGGCCGAAACAUCCAAGUGGUUGUGAGAUGCAGGCCUUUCAAUGCAGUGGAGCGGAAGUCUAACGCGUAUGGAGUGGUGGACUGUGACUCAAACAGGAAAGAGGUGACGGUCCGUACCGGGAGCGCCAAUGACAAGACCGCCAAGAAAAUGUACACCUUUGACAUGGUGUUCGGUCCGUCUGCAAAGCAGAUAGACGUGUACAGGAGUGUGGUGUACCCCAUAUUGGAUGAAGUCAUUAUGGGAUAUAACUGCACCAUCUUUGCCUAUGGGCAAACGGGCACAGGGAAAACCUUUACGAUGGAGGGCGAGAGGUCACCUAAUGAGGAAUUCACCUGGGAGGAGGAUCCUCUGGCUGGCGUCAUCCCUCGUACUCUUCACCAGAUCUUUGAGAAGCUGACCAGUAACGGCACAGAGUUCUCAGUGAAGGUUUCCCUGCUGGAGAUCUAUAACGAAGAGCUGUUUGACCUGCUCAGCCCCUCAGCCGAUGUCAGCGAGAGGCUGCAGCUGUUUGACGACCCCAGGAACAAGAGAGGUGUUAUUGUUAAGGGACUGGAGGAGAUAACUGUACAUAACAAGAAUGAGGUCUAUCAGAUACUCGAGAGAGGAGCAGCGAAGAGGAAGACUGCAUCCACAUUGAUGAACGCGUACUCCAGUCGUUCCCACUCCGUGUUCUCAGUCACCAUUCACAUGAAGGAAAUGACGAUGGAAGGAGAGGAACUGGUGAAGAUCGGAAAACUGAACCUGGUGGAUCUUGCGGGCAGCGAGAACAUCGGCCGUUCCGGAGCAGUGGACAAGCGUGCACGUGAGGCAGGAAACAUCAACCAGUCACUGCUGACGCUGGGCCGCGUGAUCACGGCUCUGGUAGAACGCGGGCCUCACGUGCCCUACCGCGAGUCCAAACUCACCCGUAUCCUCCAGGACUCGCUGGGUGGACGCACCAAGACCUCAAUCAUUGCCACUGUCUCUCCAGCUUCAAACAACUUGGAGGAGACUCUGAGUACACUGGAUUACGCAAACAGGGCAAAGAGCAUCAUGAACAAGCCUGAAGUGAACCAGAAACUCACCAAGAGAACCCUAAUCAAGGAAUACACCGAGGAGAUUGAGCGUUUGAAGCGGGACUUGGCCGCCACCCGUGAGAAGCACGGCGUGUAUCUCUCGGCUGAGAACUACGAGAGUAUGAACAGUAAACUGAUGAGUCAGGAAGAACAGAUCAUAGAAUACACGGAGAGGAUUGCGGCGGCGGAGGAGGAACUCAAGCGGGUGAUGGAGCUGUUCACGGACAGUAAACAGAAGCUGGAACAGUACAGCGAGGACCUGCAGGACAAGGGCCAGCAACUGGUGGAGGCUCACAAGGACCUGCAGGAGACCAAGCAGAAGCUCACACAGGAGGUGUUCAUCACCACGCAGCUGCAGACCACCGAGAGCCAGCUGUACAACGCUGCAGGACAGCUGCUGAGUACGGCGGAGGUGAGCACGUCGGACGUGGGAGGCCUCCACGCUAAACUGCAGCGGGUGAAGGCCGUGGAGCAGCACAACACCGCAGCGCAGAGUAACUUCGCCCAGAGCAUGGAGCAGAACUGCAGCAGCAUGCAAAGCGCAUUGCAGGAGCACAGCCUCAAACACGCUGCCAUGCUAGAUCACUACCGCCAUGCCACGGCGGAGCUGCUGGGAGGAACGGGACGUGUGUUUGAGGAAGCUGUGGGCUCCGUCCUGCGUUCCUACAGUGCUGUCCGGGAGGCGGUGGAGGAAGGAGUGGACGGCUGUAAGGCCAAGCUGCUGCUGCAAGAAGAGCUCACAAAAGAGAGCCGAGACGCCAUGCUUCAAAUGCUGGAGGAGCAUAAGCUUCAUCUAGAAGAAGUUCUAAUUGCAAAAGCGAUGCCCGCUAUCGGCUCAAUUAUGGCUGUAAACGAAGGCUUGAAACAGACGCUGCAGAGAUAUAACGUGCUGGACGGACAGAUGGUGGGGAUGAAGGCAGAGAUGACUGCAUUUUUCAGUGGCCACAUGGCGGUGCUGGCGAGCAUGAGGGAAACUGCUGUGCAGGGCUUCACGUCCCUCCAGGCUGAACACCACAAACUGAAAGGGCAGAUGGACCAGGCCAACCGCCAACACAAAACGCGUGUAGCACAGCUCCUUCAGUGUGUCCAGGAUCAGAUGAACCUCCUGGCCCUGGACACACAGUCUGACUUUAAGGAGCUUCAGGAGGCAUCCGAUGCUCAGGGAGCUCUGCUGGAGACUCUGAAAAACACAGUGCAGAGCCAAUGCACCGAGGCCGAACAGGAGAGCUCGUCAGUCGGCGCUCGUCUGAGUUCCUGUACAGAUGGAGUGAUGAAGGAGAUGAGUGGAGUGGCGGAGGAGGGACGCAUGACGUUGGAGGAGGGUGCCGGUUACUGCAGCCUCCUGCAGAGCUCUCUGGAAUCAUUGGCUGAGUCGAGCCUCCAGUGGUGUCAUGCGGCCAGAGACCUGACCGAGAGACGCGCCAAGGAACAGCUGACCCUCGCCGAGGAGAACAAGGCCACAGUGCACAAGCUUCUGAAGCAUGUAGAGGAGCGAGGUCAGGCCGCGGUAGAGGAGUGUCGAACUCGCCUCGCUCCAGUGCAGCAGGAAAUGGAAGUGCUCCUGAAGAGAGUGGAGGUGCAGACAGGUGAAGACCAGGCCGUCCUGCAGCAGCACAGAGAAGAGCUCUCGACCCUCGCCGCACAGGCCCUAGAUACGGUCAACCACUUCCUCAGUAAUGAACUCCAACAGGAUCUGCCUACCGGUACCACGCCUAAGCGUAAGGAGUACAUGUACCCACGUGUGCUGGUGCCAUUGAGGAGCAGAACAGAGCUGGAGGAGGAGUUUAGGGCUCAGCAAGAGGAGCUAAUGAGUGUGCUCGGUCAGUGCGAAGUCCUCAUGGAGGGAGAGGAGGAGGAGAAACCUGUAGACCAGGACUCUCUGGAGGAUGACGUUUGCAGCUCAAGUGACAGCAACUCGACCCAGCAGUCUAUGUCGGAUGAGAAUCUGAUGUGCUACGAGGAGGGAAGGGUUCCCUUCUUUAAGAAAAAGUCCAAAAAAGAAAACUUCAGCAGCAAGUCCCUGAACCGCUCAAAAGUAGCCGAAAAUGAGACCUCAGUGACGCCACCUCGAUCCAGAUUACCGCUCAGGACCCAAAAUCAGUGAUGACUCCAUUUCCUUUUCUUUACCCACUUACCUGUAGAGACGUUUAAAUACUUCUAUUGCAUCCGCAUUUCAAUCAGUCUUUAUUUUUCGACAUGUAUUUAAAUAUUUUUUAAUACGUUUGUACGUCUUUAUCCUCAGUCACUGUUUUAAAUGUUGAGUGUUAAGUUCAAGGUGUAGUGUACCGUUCAUUUGUUUGUUUGGUUUUUUCUUUAUUUUUUUUUUUCUCUCCACUUUGUUGAAAUGGGUAUUUGUGUUCGUAUUGUCAUCUUCAAUUUUUGAAAGUUAAGUACGCUGAUUUAAGGGCUGUUUUUAAAAUAUAAUGGCUGACUUUAAACUAAUAAAGCAUAAGAUUCUCAAGA
Molecule: messenger RNA, 3739 nt
Organism: Ictalurus punctatus (channel catfish)
Lineage: Eukaryota; Metazoa; Chordata; Actinopteri; Siluriformes; Ictaluridae
Gene: kif11
Product: kinesin family member 11
Exons: 23
Coding region: 183-3380 (1065 amino acids)
Biological process (GO): microtubule-based movement; mitotic spindle assembly
Cellular component (GO): nucleus; spindle microtubule
Molecular function (GO): ATP binding; microtubule binding; plus-end-directed microtubule motor activity
Source: RefSeq, a predicted model, not a curated record